AUUUUCCAAAUGCUAUAUUAAAUUUUAUAACUCUAUGUGGUGGUGGUUUUACAGAUGAAGAUGCAAUUACUGGAAAAACACUUGAUGAAAUGAUAUCAUUAUUUAAUAUAAAAUUAUUUAGUAGACAUGCAGCUAUCGUUGAUUUUAAAAAAUUAUCACUUUGUCAACGAGCACAUUUUAAACGUGAAUAUCAAAAAUCAAUCUAG
Messenger RNA from Rotaria sordida, 206 nucleotides. Lineage: Eukaryota; Metazoa; Rotifera; Eurotatoria; Philodinida; Philodinidae. The record is from the annotation of a GenBank genome assembly.